AUGCAGCAUUUUGUGCCCUUAGGAUGUGACGGCUCCGAGGCUGAUGAGCGCAGCUCUCCUUCAAGCCGACAGCGGAAACAAUCUGCUGCUGCUGCUGCUGCUGCUGCUGCUGCUGCUGCUGCUGCUGCUGGCUUCUCACUGAUCCCCGCAGGAGACCCUUCUCACUCUGUGUCUCCUCCAAGGCCUCCGCAGAGGCCUUUGCUGCAGCGGCAAGCAGCAGCAGCAGCUGAAGCAGCAGCAGAUGCUGCAACGCGAGCAGCAACAGCAGCAGCAACUGUAGUCGGCAUGCUGCGGAGGAAGCGCUGGCUGGCGCUGCUGCUGCUGCUGCUGAUACUGUCUGUCUUGCUGCUGCUGCGAGUUUUCUCCAGCAAGUCGCAGCAGCAGCAGCAGCAGCAGCCGCAGCAGCAGCAGCAGCACGGCGCCGCUCCCAAGGGCACCUUUAGCUCUCCGUGGCAGCACGAAGAUGCAGGAGCAGCAGCAGCAGAAGCACCACCUGCUGCAGGACUUUCAGCAGCAGCAGCAGCAGCAGCAGAAGCCCUAGGAAUCCACAGCCGCAGGCCUCGGGGCACUUACUUUGUGCAGCAUUUGCCGGGCUACACUGCAGCAGCAGCAAUGCCCGCAGCUGACGCAGCAGCAGCAGCAGCAGCAGCAGCAGCAGCACAUGGCCGCGGCUACGACUAUCUGUUGGCUGCGCCUCUCUCAGCUACCUCUGCUGCACUUUCUGCAGGGUCAGCAGCAGUUUCGGCGCAGCAGCAGCAGCAGCAGCAGCAGCAGCAGCAGCAGCAAGACCUGAAAGAUGUGGCGCUGCCGGUUCCUUUUGCUGCUCCCCCUCCGCAGCAGCAGCAGCAGCGGCAGCAGUCCGUGCUGCUGUCUCUGGGGAGCCGCGCUGCUGCCUUUCCGACCUUCACGGUAACUCCCGGCUCAGCUUUCUACGCAGACCAGCAGCAGCAGCAGCAGCAGCAGCAGCAGCAGCAGCAGCAGCAACAGCAGCAGCUGCUGCAGCAGCUGCAGGCUGAAGGCUGGCGGGGAGAACUGGGGGCCCUCGCGGACUUCAACAACGACAUGCAUGUGGACUUCAUUUUUGUGGGCAGCAGCGCGCACUUGCCUCACUGCAGGUCCAGGCCCAGCAGCAGCAGCAGCAGCAGCAGCAGCAGCAGCAGCAGCAGCAGCAGCAGCAGCACGGCGCACCCACAGAAGCGUACGAACGGCGCGACUGCGACCGCGAACGCAGCGCCAAGCACCGGCAACAGUCCCAACAACAGCAGCAGCAGCAGCAGCGACAGCAGCGGCAGCAGCAGCAGCAGCAGCAGCAGCAGCAGCAGCAGCAGCAGCAAGUGCGGCAGCACGAUAUCUGUGUACGCGUGGAGCCCGGAGCUGAGCCGCUUCCGGCACCAGGUGUCUGUACACCUGGAGGAGACAGUCGACAGCGUCGUGGCUGUCGAUUGGACUCGAGAUGGCCGCGUGGACAUAAUUGCUGUUACAGUGGGUCCUGCUGCUGCUGCUGCUGCUGCUGCUGCUGCUGCUGCUGCUGCAGGUGCAGCAGCAGCAGCAGCAGCAGCCAGGAGGACCUACGGGCUCGUCGCCUUCGUGCAGAGGGCCUCGGGGGCCCUCGAGAGGGUUUGGGACAGCCAGCAGUUUGUGCAGCAGCUGCUGCAGCACAGGCGCCUGCGCAGGCAGCAGCAGCAGCUGCUGCAGCAGCAGCUGCUGCAGCAGCAGCAGCAGCAAGGAGGCGCUGCUGUGGCUGCUGCUGCUGCUGCUCAUGAACAAACUCCGUCCGCUGCUGCGCCCGGGAAGGGCACAGCAGCAGCAGCAGCACAGGACAGUUCCGCAGCAGCGGACUCUCCGGCGGCAGCAGAUGCAGCAGCAGCAGCAGCAGCUGCUGCUGCUGCUACUACUACUACUACUACGGGAGUUUCAACUGCUGCUGCUGCUGGCGUUGCUGCUCCCGAGGUUGGGGCUGGGCAGCUGCAAGCUCCCGUCGACGAAGCAGCAGCAGCAGCAGCAGCAGUAGCAGCAGCAGCAGCAGCAGACAAUGGAGCAGCGCACCUUGGGGACGAUAGUGCUGCUGGUGCUGCUGCUGCUGCUGCUGUGGCGCCGCUGUCUGCUGCUGCUGCUGCUGCUGCCGAGGCUGCAGCAGCAAGCCUCACAGACGAAGAUCUUGCUGCUUGCGGGCUUUCCUCAAUUCACCCUUUAGCAGCAGAUCUCACCUUCGACCACUACCCAGACUUGCUGGUGCAGACAGCAGCAGCAGCAGCAGCAGCAGCCAGCAGCAGCAGCAGCAGCAGCAGCAGCAAGGGGCAGUUUCGCUUCUUCUGGGAAAACCUCGCCAGCAAAGGGUUGGAGGGCUUCGCGCCGCGGCGUCUUGCUGCUGCUGCUGAUGUCUUUGAGACGUCAGCAGCUGCUAGUGUACCGGAGCAAGAGCAGCAGCAGCAGCAGCAGCAGCAGCAGCAGCAGCAGCAGCAGCAGCAGCAGCAGCAGCAGCAAGAAGCAGAGGCUCUGAUCACGAACCCACACAGCAGCGCCGUUGCAGAUAUAGACGGAGACUGCCGUGCCGAUCUGCUGCUGAUGGUGCAGCUGCCGGGGACUUCUUCUGUGUCUUUGGAAAUUUGGUUAAGUCGAUUUGAUGGCACUGCAGCAAAAUGGAAAAGGCAGCAGCAAACAAUUCCUUUGCCCCCAGGGGCUGGCCAGUUUGUCUUGGCAGACUUCGACGCAGAUGGGACGCUGGAUAUCUUGGUGCCGUCUUGUGAGAAGAACGAAGAGGGCGUUUGCAUAAAGAAUGACUCUCUCGUUUUACUGCCGAACAGCCAGCCGCCGCUGUGCGGGUCUUUCUGGUGGACUUCGCGGAGUGUCGAAAAGUGCCGAAGACCUUUCGAGCUUUGCGACCCCAACGCCCACUUCCGCCUCGCCAGCUAUGGCGAAGAAAAUGCAACAGUCUCCUUUUUGGAUUUGGACUCUUCAAUUCAUUUUUACGGAGACAGUUUAAAACCCCCGACUCUCACGGUUGGAGAUGUUGACGGAGAUGGAUUUCCUGAUGUGGCUCUUGUGGCAGUUAAAGAAGGGGGAAUUCGAGCUGCUCGAAUUUACCGAAAUGUGGCUGAAAGCCCGAAAGCAGGCCCAGGAGUGGGUCUGCGGUGGCAGUUAAAGAAGGGGGAAUUCGAGCUGCUCGAAUUUACCGAAAUGUGGCUGAAAGCCCGAAAGCAGGCCCAGGAGUGA
This is a messenger RNA of Eimeria necatrix, 3213 nucleotides long. RefSeq names its product T-cell immunomodulatory protein, putative. The record is from RefSeq and is a predicted model, not a curated record. The coding region runs from base 1 to 3213 and encodes 1070 amino acids. Gene Ontology annotation, cellular component: plasma membrane. NCBI's taxonomy places the organism in Eukaryota, Apicomplexa, Conoidasida, Eucoccidiorida, Eimeriidae. The transcript has 7 exons.